Molecule: messenger RNA, 1074 nt
Organism: Arabis nemorensis
Lineage: Eukaryota; Viridiplantae; Streptophyta; Magnoliopsida; Brassicales; Brassicaceae
Source: the annotation of a GenBank genome assembly
AUGAAUCUAAUUCCCAUUCUUUUCCCAUGUCUACUUCUCUUUACGUCGGUGGCCGGAGAAAUUCUCGGGCCAGGAUUCUACGGCAACACAUGUCCUACUUCUCAUGUCCUACUUCCCAUUCUUUUCCCAUACCUACAUCUCUUUAAGUCGGUGGCCGGAGAAAUUCUCCGGCCAGGAUUCUACGGCAACACAUGUCCUAAAGCCGAAAUUAUCGUGAGAGAAGAGAUGAGAAAAGCUAUGCUGAAAGAAGCUCGAAGUGUUGCCUCCGUUAUGCGUUUUCAGUUUCAUGAUUGCUUUGUUAAUGGAUGUGAUGGUUCUGUAUUGCUCGAUGACACACCAACAAUGUUGGGAGAAAAACUCUCACUUUCAAACAUAGGCUCUUUAAGAUCGUUUGAUGUAAUAGACAACGUUAAAGCCGCAUUAGAAAAGGCUUGUCCUGCCACUGUUUCUUGUGCUGAUAUUAUCAUCAUAGCUUCUCGUGACGCGGUUGCGCUAACAGGAGGACCGGAUUGGGAAGUAAAGUUAGGGAGAAAAGACAGCUUAACCGCAAGUCAAAAGGAUUCAGACGACAUAAUGCCAAGUCCAAACGGAUCAAACGCAACAACCUUAAUUGAUCUCUUCCAAAGAUUCAAUCUUACUACAAAAGACAUGGUUGCUCUAUCUGGAUCACACUCUAUCGGUGAAGCUCGAUGUUUCUCGAUCAUGACUAGACUCUAUAACUAUUCCGGUUCAGGAAAAUUCGAUCCGGCUUUCGAUCCAAUUUACCGAGGGAAAUUGACCAAAUUGUGUCCCAUGGGAGGUGAUGAAAACGUUACAAGCAGUAUGGAUGCAACGGCUAAAGUGUUUGAUAAUCAAUAUUUCAAAGACUUGGUUUCUAGGAGAGGGUAUCUAAACUCGGAUCAAACAUUAUUUACAUCGCCGGAGACGAGAGAGUAUGUUAAAAUGUUUAGUGAGAACGAAACAAAGUUUUUCAAGGCAUUUGCGGAAGGAAUGGUGAAGAUGGGUGACUUGCAAUCUACGAAACCUGGAGAGAUUAGGUUAAAUUGUAGAGUCGUUAAUCGAAAGAACUCUUGA